AUGGAUGCUACAGUCCUCACGACGUUGUCGACAUUGCUGCUCGGAUGCAAGGAAAUGUUCCACGUUCAGCCGGAAAGCGUUGUCAUCCACGCGUUUGUAUUGGAAGAUGGGAACAUAUUCCGAUACCGAUACGAUGAAACCAGCAACAAGAGGUAAGUUUGUGCUGUUUUUGAUUGCCCUCUUUUCUUAGCCGAGUGAAUGUGGCAUUGCCUAGCAAUUUGGAAGGGCAAACAAUCAAAGGAAUACGGUUGGGGGCCGAGCUGAAGGAUGGAGAAGUUUUUGUUGCUGGCCAGAUACACAUUGGGGUUAAGUAAGAUCUUUUCAAAUUGUUUUUUUCUGCAUAUCGAUAAAUGUUUCGUCGAUCACGUCACGUUUUAUUACAGCAAAUAUGUCUUUUCUGGAAAUGGAGAUAAUCUGGAGAAAACCGACCUCCUCAUCGCAGCUGGCGACGCUGCGUAUUUUGCGAAGGGAAAGGUUUACCAGAUCUAUUGUAGCGUACACAAGGUUUCGAUGUUUACGCUGGAAGGAACUGAAACAGUGUUUGUUAAGCGGAAUACAAAUAUAUCGCUUCCCUGCGAAGGCCUCUCGUUCAGUGAAGACGGCACUUCCGUGUUCUUCGAGCAAGAUAGCCAGUGCAAGACAGCUUUUCUAAGCAGCAGCCUGAAGCAGGAAGAUGUCUUUGAUUGUACUGCUCAACAGAUUUUUAAAAAUCCAGGCAGUUUCAUUUCAAAUCUGUACUCGUUGGUACGUUUCAACAUUAAAAUUGAUUUUUAUUUUUUUCAGAGAUAUUUGGUGGUCAACUACGGGUCCUGCUUCAAUGAUCCUGACGUUUUGACCGAGGAGUUGCUUGACAAUACCCAUGUUCAAUUCCGUUAUGCUGAGCCGACUACUACAACCAUGGGGUAAGUCGGUUUUCAUUCGGGAUCAGCUUUUGGCAAUCAUCCAUGUUCUGCCCUGCUGUCGAAAAUAUUUUUUUUCCUACUGCAGAAUGAAAAUGAAAGAUUUGUUUUUGUAUGAAACGCUUGUAGCUUUUUGCUGCCAACUGAGAUCUCAAGAAGCAUAGAAGUUAAAAGGAGCAUCAAUUUACGGUUUUUUUCGAGAUGCGCCUCGGAAAAGAGGAGUUUCAGUCUACCUUCAGAUAGAAUAUUAGCCCCAGAAAACUAAAGUUUUAGCGAUUUUUCAUCGUCAAUAUUUUUUACAGUUCCGCGACCGAGAAGACGACCUCCUUAUCUCUGCUUUAUGGCGUAAUUGUUGGCUCUGUCCUGGUCGUCCUUAUUGGCUUGGUUACUGCUUGCGUUAUCGUCUGCUUUUUCUGUAGGGGUGUAAGUUUUGUCAUCAGGUCCGAGAUAUAAACUCGACUUUUUAGAGAAUCAGAAAGAAGAAGGGAGAGUCCAAAUCCCCCGAUCCCAAUAUUGCAGUUGUGGUCGAACCGCCCAUGCCAACCCCGGUGCUCCCAGGGCCCAAGAAUGCAGCCGUGGUCGAACCGCCCAUGCCAACCCCGGUGCUCCCAGGGCCCAAGACAGCAGUUGUGGUCGAACCGAGCAAGCCAAAUCAGCCCGACUUGCCGGCAGGAAAGGCUAAAGAAUUGCCCGCUGACAAAUUGAAGAACGCCGAUCCGGUUCUUAAGGCCAAGGGAGGGAUGUGAGUUUGUUGAUUUUUUAUUGAAUUUUUUCAUUUUUUUAGUGCUGCCGACGAGGAUGGACUGGCUGGGACCGAGACAUUCAUCGCUUACAAGCCUGGUGAUCCCCCCGGAGAAGGAAUGGACGUUUCGGUGAGCUGCAUGAUCGAUAAGUGUCUGGUCUAGCCUUUCUCUUAUUUUAUUUGUAUUUUCAGCGCGAGUGUAGAUUGACUGUGAACAACACAGACCUCGUACUUGUGAAGAUUCAGGAUAAAUUUCCCACCUUCAGUGGUGGUAUUGCGCCCUACGCUUUUGUAGAGAAGGGAACGAAGGCAGUGUUCGGAAUCAAGUUUGUCAGCUUAGAGGGUUUGGAGUUGCUGAAGGUCGAGGUCAAAAUCCUGGAACAGCUCAACAAAAGCUUUGAAGAGUAAGGAUCUUGAUGAAACUUUGGGCCUAGUUCUUAAGAAGAAAGAAAGAGAUUCAUCAAGAAAAAAUAGUUUUGGAGCUAUUAAUUCUCUGUUUGAGUAAAGAUAUUUAAUAGUUUAAUUUUAGGAAAGAACGCCUCCAUCCGACCGUCUUCCGGGCAUCACAUUGCUGUUUUACGAAGGCUCGUGAAGGAGGGAUUCUAGUUUCGGAAUUCUAUGCGAAGAAUGUCCAAACAGAGGCAGUCAAACUGGACCUUCCGAGAGCUUUCAUCCUUGGGUAUAGAUGUCUUUUGGGUCUCCGCCAGCUGCAUUCCAUCGGAUUUGCCCAUCUCAACGUGACUCCAGCCAGUUUUGUCUUCAACAGAGAAGAUAAGGUGGGUUUGGGGUAUUUUUAUUUUGUUUUGUCGUAAAAAUUUGACGUCCUUUUUUUUAUUCCAGGUCAUUCUUACCGAAUUUGGAAUUGGCCGUCGUUUCGGCCGCGAACGUUUCCUCAACUACGGGGAUGUGAUGUUCGCCUCAAUUGGAAGCCAUGAUUUCUCGCUGGUCGCCGAGCUCGACGAUUAUCAGUCCUGGCUGUUGAUGGUGCUCAGUUUUAUGGCUGAAUUGCCAUAUUCCUCGAUUGCGAAGUCCAACGAAAACCUCGAGGACAAGGCCCGUCUUUGGAGUGAGGUGCGCGCAGCCAAGUGGAAAUUGAUCGCCAACAUCAAGGAUGAUGAGAGGUUUGGUGGGAAAGAAUCUACUAAGAUUUUGGUGAAUUUAUCCAAGUUGACUUGGAGCCCAACCAAGGAAGGGACUAUGGACUUUAAUGGAGUUGUUAGUUUCCUCGAAAAGGUGGGUAAUUGUGUGGAGGAAGAGGUUUAGAUUAUUUUAAGGAUUGGUGACGGAAAGGUCCGUUAAAAAAGGGAGAGAGGACGGCGGGGAAGGGGCGGGGCGAGGGUGAUUUCAAAAAUCGUAUCAAUUUUUCUUUAGUAGCAGUGUUAAGUAGUCACUUUUUGAAUUUUUUUGUUGAGUGGUAGAUAUAGGGGUUUUUAAGGGCGCUGAUUUCAAAAUCAGAUUCAUUUUUACUGAAUUUAAGCCACCCCCUUUCCGCCGUCCUCUCUCUUUUUUUAGCGGACCUUUCCGUCCUUCGUGCUUUUUUUUACAAGGAAAGUACUUGUAUGGGGAUGAAGUUACAGGUCGACAUAUAUAUCAAAAAAUUUGGAAAAAUUUUCUGAUUCAGAAUAUAUAAAAAUUAGCUGCCUAAUUUUGGUGUAUCAACGAGUUUUAUCAAUAGAAAAGCAACAAAAGCGCGCUCGGUCUCUUCGUUUGGAAGAGAGUGGUGUGGCCGAGUGGUUAGAGCGCUGGACUGACGAUCCGAUGGGAAAGGCUUCCCACGGGUUCGAAACCUUUUGCCACAGAACCCGUUUUUUUAACAUUGGAACUACUAUUAAGUUGUAGUUGUAAUCCAAUUUGAUAUUUUAAGGCUUGUCAAGGCUUCAGAAUUUAUUUUAGCAGAAAACAAAAUUUUUUUCUUGGUAAAAACACGAUCAAAAAGACUCUUGCAUGGUGUCGCGAGAAAACUUCUGAGUACAAAAACUCAGAAGUUUUCAGACCAAAAUUAAGCAGCUAAAUUUUAUAUAUUCUGAAUCAGAAAAUUUAUACGAAUUUUUUGAUGUAUAUCUCGACCUGUAACUCCAUACCUCAUCGAAGUACUUUCCUUGUGAACUAGACCAGACCGAUAAUCAACAAAAUUGUUUUUCAAUUUUACUUUCAGACUGUCUCGGACCAUAAAAUGAACAUGCACAAGAGCCCUUGGUGGUCGAAACAAAACACCUUCGAGCCAACUCCAACUGAAGUCGGUGACCUUCGACUUCUCACAACGCCUGCCCAUUAG
Bursaphelenchus xylophilus (pine wood nematode) is the source of this 3916-nucleotide messenger RNA. NCBI's taxonomy places the organism in Eukaryota, Metazoa, Nematoda, Chromadorea, Rhabditida, Aphelenchoididae. The record is from the annotation of a GenBank genome assembly.